AUGCGCAACUUCCUCCACACACCCACGCGUCUACUGGAGGGUCAACACUCUCGAGUACGAAAUUUGGAGAGUGUUUGCACCGAUGCGAAGCUAGACAUGGCUAAGCAGAUCAUCAUGGAGGAAACGGGUGGGAUUAAGCCAUUCACGACGCCUCACAUUGCCUGCCAGCAUAUCGAUCUGGGACGUGACGGCUUUGGAAUGACCACAGUGGCUGUGUACGCGCUGGAAACUCGAAACGCGUGUAAAACGUUCAAAGCUACGUGCAGUGCCGUCAUGAACUAUUUACCUCCAACGAAGCUCAACAUUCAAUACGGGAAGUCCCACAACGUCUAUGAGAGCGACGCUACGGGCGAUCGGGUGUCUGUGGAGGGCCGAGAGAUCUCGUACUACCGCAUGACCAAGGACUGCGGUAUCUUCCUGUGGGAUUAUGUGGAUGCGGACGACUUGAAUCCACUGGAGACGAAGACGUCCGCCAUUCGCUGCACGACGGGAGCGGUGUUGGUGCGUCCGGAGACCUGCCUUGACGGCGUGGAGCGCAUUGUUUGCCGUAAUAUUUGCACAAAGGUGCACCUUUUGGACUCGUCCGAGGUGACCGACGCUAGAGCGCUUCUCGAAGUCGAGACAGCUGCAAUAUGCAUGUGCUCAGAUCUGCGGGUCACUGGUGUACGAGACUAUCAAGAGUGA
Messenger RNA from Phytophthora infestans T30-4, 684 nucleotides. RefSeq lists its product as uncharacterized. The record is from RefSeq and is a predicted model, not a curated record. NCBI's taxonomy places the organism in Eukaryota, Oomycota, Peronosporomycetes, Peronosporales, Peronosporaceae. The transcript is spliced from 3 exons. Bases 1 to 684 code for a protein of 227 amino acids.